Caenorhabditis angaria is the source of this 1460-nucleotide messenger RNA. NCBI's taxonomy places the organism in Eukaryota, Metazoa, Nematoda, Chromadorea, Rhabditida, Rhabditidae. The record is from the annotation of a GenBank genome assembly.
AUGAAGCUUACUAUUUUAUUACUUUUAUUAUUUGUUGGAAUAAAUCAAGCAACAUGGUUGAAUAUUCCAAAAUUAGCUGUUCGAGUUAGUAAAUCAUUUGUUGCGAUGGAAAAAUUAGAGACACCUGAAGAAUUGAGAGUUUCGGCUGAAGAAGAAGAAAUGGAGAUUGAGGUAAAUCAAGAGGUCAAUGAGGAACAUAAAGUGUCGAAUGAAAAAUUGAACUUGAAAAAACCAUAUACUUCAAUGUUGAAAAAAGAUUUUGAUAAUCGAAAAUACGAAAUCGUCUACAUCGAAGAUCCAGAAAAUGUUGCGAUUGAGAUUGCCGAUUCAAGAAAUCAACGAAAAAUUGAUCUGGAACCAGUCAAAUAUGCAAAACUAGAAACUGGAUAUUUCCAAUCAUCUGAAUCUGCUGAAUCCUCCGAGGAAAACGAUACAUCAUCAUCUGAAGAAGAAGAAGAAUUGGAAGAAUCAUUGCCAUAUCCAAGUAAAUGUGGAUGUGUCAAAAAAUCCGGAAGAGUUUUCGAAUCAAAAACCUCUCCAAGAGAAUGGGAAUCAGCCAAUUUCCAAGCCAAUGAUUUGCCAGCCGCGUGGGACUGGAGAAAUGUGAGCGGAAAGAAUUACUGUAGUCCGACAAGAAAUCAACAUAUUCCGGUCUACUGUGGAUCGUGUUGGGUUUUCGGAACAACUGGUGAGUUGGCCCUAGAGAAAUUGAAACCAAAAAUAAGAAUAUUUUUCAGGAGCUCUCAAUGAUCGUUUCAAUAUUGCCCGACAAGGUCGCUGGCCAAUGACUCAAUUGUCACCACAAGAAAUCAUUGAUUGCAACGGACGUGGAAAUUGUCAAGGAGGAGAAGUUGGAGAUGUUUUAGAGCACGCAAAACUUCAAGGACUUGUUGAAGAAGGAUGUAAUGUAUACAGAGCCACAAAUGGAGGUAACUUUAGAAUUUCAUUUUAAAAUUAAAAAAAAAACCAUUUCAGAAUGUAACCCAUAUCAUCGUUGUGGAUCAUGUUGGCCAAAUGAGUGUUUCUCACUUACAAAUUAUACUCGUUAUUAUGUCAAAGAUUAUGGAACUGUGAAAGGACGUGAAAAUAUUAUGGCUGAAAUCAAGAAGGGUGGACCAUUGGCAUGUGGAAUUGGAGCAACAAAGAAAUUCGAAUAUGAAUAUGUGAAAGGAGUUUAUUCAGAGAAGAGUGAUUUACAAUCAAAUCAUAUUAUUUCAUUGACUGGUUGGGGAGUUGAUGAAAAUGGAGUCGAAUAUUGGAUUGCUAGAAACAGUUGGGGAGAAGCUUGGGUAUAUUUUCAAAAUUAUUUUCACCUAAAAAAAUCUAUAUGGUUUUAGGGAGAGCUCGGCUGGUUCCGCGUUGUCACUUCAAAAUUCCAAAACGGCACUGGAGAUCAAUACAACAUGGGAAUUGAGCGCGAAUGUUAUUUUGCCGAUGUCGAUGUGUCAAACUUGAACUAA